Messenger RNA from Salvia splendens (bonfire salvia), 1199 nucleotides. Its product is annotated as 11-beta-hydroxysteroid dehydrogenase A. The record is from RefSeq and is a predicted model, not a curated record. Gene Ontology annotation, cellular component: cytosol. The transcript has 6 exons. Lineage: Eukaryota; Viridiplantae; Streptophyta; Magnoliopsida; Lamiales; Lamiaceae. The coding region runs from base 1 to 1041 and encodes 346 amino acids. Gene Ontology annotation, molecular function: oxidoreductase activity.
AUGGAUUUGAUCACCGGAACUCUAAACAUCACCACCGCCGCCGCAUUCCUCUUCUUCUUCUUCUUUCCUCCCUACCUCGCUUUCAAAUCCCUCAGCUACCUCUGCCGCUCCAUCUUCCCCGAAAACGUCGCCGGAAAGGUCGUCGUCGUCGCUGGAGCUUCGUCCGGCAUCGGAGAGCACAUAGCCUAUGAGUAUGCCAAGAGGGGUGCGUUUCUGGUCAUCGGGGCCAGGAGAGAGAAUGCUCUGAGUGAAGUGGCUGAGAGAGCCUUCAUGCUCGGGUCCCCUCGUGCCAUGCCUAUAACGAUCAAUGUCUCCGAUGAUCAAGAGUGUCAGAGAUUGAUCGAGGAGGCAAUCAACCAAUUUGGCCGAUUGGAUCAUCUUGUGGUGAGUGCCGGUGUUACUCCGGUUAGUCUGUUUGAAGAUACGUUUGAAGUUGAUAACUUCUCGCAGGCAAUGGAUACAAACUUUUGGGGUGUGGUGUAUGCGACUUACUGUGGUGCACCCUACUUGAGGAUGACGAAGGGGAAGAUGGUGGUGAUUGCUUCUUCCACAAGCUGGCUCAAUGCGCCGAGGCUGAGUUUUUACAAUGCGAGUAAAGCUGUAGUGGUGAGUUUCUUAGAAACUGUGAGAGUAGAGGUUGCACCAGAUAUCGGGAUCACAAUCGUCACUCCCGGAUUAACAGAAUCCGAGGUCACAAAAGGCAAAUUCCUUAACCAGGAAGGCAAAAUGGUGGUAGACCAAGACAUGAGGUAUGUAGUGAUGAGUGCUGUUCCAGUAGAGACGGUGGGACGAUGUGCGGAGGCAGUUGUCAAGAGCGCAUGCCAUGGAGACAGCUACUUGACGUGGCCGACCUGGAUGGGGGCCACCUUCUUCGUCAAGGCGCUGUGCCCUGAGGCCGUCGACUGGUUCAACCAUUGGUACCUGCUCACUGACCCUGGAGUUCCUCCCACACAAGCUAUAAGCAAGAAAGUUGUAGACUUGCCCAGAAUAAAGGACAUGUGGCCAGAUUCCUUUCGAUCCCCCACCAUCAAGACUUACUGAUCAAGAAGAGGAUAAUCCAGUUAGUAGUACUAGUUUACUUCUCUUUGAAUCAAAAUCCUAAGGUAGUUAAGAUUUGCAGCAUAGAAACAGACAGUUGCAAAUAAUGUCACCAGUUGUUAUUACCGUAUGUGUAUAUAUAUGCAUGUACCUCUUGUUAA